AUGUCAACUAUUCGAAAAGAAUUGGUUUGGGCUGCAAUUCAAAAAGCAUAUGUAUUAACUGAUUAUAAUAUACAUGACGAUAUAGAUAAACGACAUAAAUUUAGAAAACGAGCUAUUCUUGCUGAUAAAUCCCUUACAAAGAAUGAAAAAUUAGAAGGAAUAAAAAAAUUAAAUAAAGAUUAUGAUAGUAGUAAAAUCCGUUAUAAUGAAGGAAAAAGAAGAUUUUGUGAACAGAUUGGAUUGGUGGAAAGAUAUAAACGAUGGAAUUCUGAGAAACAGCAACUAAAAAUAUCCAAAACUACUAGGAAAGUAAUACUUAAAAAGUUAGAAAAUGUUGAAGGUGCUGUUGGUUUGAUGAGGAGUGUAUAUGGAAAUCUUCCUUAUAUUGCACGAGAAGUUAUUGCUGGAAAAGAAUACACUUUUGCAACUGAUAUAUACAGUAUUGCAAUGAUAAUGUGGGAAAUUUCAUCUGGACGACCACCUUUUACUAAUUGUGAACAUAAUUAUAGUCUUGCAAUGGAUAUUGUUAACGGUAUGAGACCAAAGAUUAUAUCAGGAACUCCCUUAAAAUAUAAAAGAUUAAUGGAGCAAUGUUGGGAUGCUGAUCCGGCAAAAAGACCCAGUAUUAGAACUAUUGGAAAUAUGAUAAAAGAAAUUAACAGAUUAUGUUAUCGUAAUGUGCCAAAUGAUGAUAGUAAUAAUAUCAUUAAAAAACUCUUAAAAAUAUUUAGAGUAUUUAAAAAAACUAAAAAAAAUAAUAAUUUGAAUAAAUCAAAUGAUGAAAUUUACAAUAAUCAAGAAUUCGAAAUUCCUGAUAAUUGA
Rhizophagus irregularis DAOM 181602=DAOM 197198 is the source of this 822-nucleotide messenger RNA. Lineage: Eukaryota; Fungi; Glomeromycota; Glomeromycetes; Glomerales; Glomeraceae. The record is from RefSeq and is a predicted model, not a curated record.